This is a messenger RNA of Coffea eugenioides, 2039 nucleotides long. RefSeq names its product cold-responsive protein kinase 1-like. Gene Ontology annotation, molecular function: protein kinase activity; ATP binding. The coding region runs from base 1 to 1848 and encodes 615 amino acids. The record is from RefSeq and is a predicted model, not a curated record. Gene Ontology annotation, biological process: protein phosphorylation. The transcript is spliced from 8 exons. Lineage: Eukaryota; Viridiplantae; Streptophyta; Magnoliopsida; Gentianales; Rubiaceae.
AUGGGGACAACCUUUUGGAACUUGGGAGUGCUGAUCAUUGUCAUUGUUGCAUCAAUCCUAAUGAAACCAGUAAUUUCGGACCCACAAAUCAAUUUGCUAAACAGAGGAUGCAGUCAGUACAAUGCAACAAAUUUUAGGGACUUCCACAACAAUCGAAAUGCCACCUUUAAUGAUCUCAGGAACCAGUUAUCCCUGCAAAACAAGCACUUUGCUACGGCACAGCAGUCCAGGUCACCUGACCCCGUUUAUGCAAUGGUUCAGUGCAGAAACUACCUCUCCACAGCUGAUUGUGUUUCCUGUUUUGAUGCUGCAGUGGCCAAGGCUGUGAAAUGCAAAGAUGCAAAUGGUGGUCGUGUUGUGUAUGAUGGCUGCUUCCUCAGGUACGAGAGCAACACCUUCUAUGAUCAGAGUACACUUCCAGGAAAUGUGGAGAUAUGCAGCACUCAGACUGGAUCUCGAGAAAAUGAAUUUGGAGCACAGGCACAAGCCCUGUUGAAGGAUCUUCAACUUGCAACGCCUAGGAUUACUGGUUACUUUGCAGCAUCUAAGAGGGAAGUGAGUCCAGGUGGUAGCACGGUUUAUGGGGUGGCACAAUGUGCUGAAACAAUCAGCCAAAGUGGUUGUGAAGAUUGCUUGACUGUGGCCUUUAACAAUAUACAGGGCUGUUUACCCAAUGCAGAUGGAAGGGCUGUUGAUGUCGCCUGCUUUCUUCGGUAUUCAGAGACUUCAUUUUUCCCUGAUAACCAGACAAUCGAUAUCACGCCCUUUCUACGAGGACGAGGUUUAAGCAAGAAGAAAGUUAUUAUCAUUGGAGUGGCUGCCGCAGGUGGUGGCCUUCUUAUUAUUAUUGCACUUGCUUUGAUUCUAUGGUGUCGGUUGCACAGAAAGCCAGAGGCACCUCAAAAAGGUAACAUAUUCGGUGCAACUGAACUGCAGGGUCCUGUAACUUAUGAUUUUAAAGUUCUGAAAACUGCAACAAGAGAUUUUAGCAAGGAAUGCAAGCUUGGAGGAGGAGGUUUUGGAGAGGUUUUCAAGGGUACUCUGAAUAAUGGAAAUAUAGUUGCUGUCAAGAAGCUAAAAGCAACUGCUAGUAGACCAAAGGAAGAGGUUGAAAGUGAAAUCAGAGUUAUUGGUAAUGUUCAUCACCGAAAUCUCAUUCGCUUACUUGGAUGCUCUACCAAAGGAGCAGAGCUACUCCUUGUGUACGAAUACAUGGCAAAUGGAAGCCUGGAUAAAUUCUUAUAUGGUGAUAAAAGAGGGUAUCUUAAUUGGAAGCAACGGUCCGACAUUGUAUUUGGAACAGCUAGGUGUCUUGCCUAUCUGCAUGAACAAUACCAUUUUUCUCUCAUUCAUCGAGAUGUUAAGUCCAGCAACAUUCUACUGGAUAAUUAUUUUCAGCCAAAAAUUUCUGAUUUUGGAUUGGCAGCACUUAUGCCCGAAGAUCGGAGCCAUCUGAGUAGUUUUUCUGGUAACUUGGGCUACAUAGCACCAGAAUAUGCAAUUCAUGGACAUCUUUCUGAGAAAGUUGAUGUUUACAGCUUUGGUGUUGUCGUUCUUGAAACAAUCAGUGGCAGAAGUAGCAACUACAAAACAGUUGAGCCAGGCCGUGACAAUCUUCUUGAACAGGCAUGGAAGCAGUAUGAGAAUGACAUGCAUUUGGCAUUCGUGGAUGAGACUUUGGACCCUAACGAUUGCAAGACAGACGAUGUAAAGAAACUCCUGGAAAUUGCUUUGCUAUGCACUCAAUCACAACCUUCUCGAAGGCCCACCAUGUCUGAGGUAGUUGUCAUGCUUUCAAGCGAUCGUUCAUGGGCGCAGCAACGCCCCUUAAGGACUACAGUUAUCUGAUCAGAUGGGAGAUUUUCGGUGAAUCUACAGAAAUUGCAUCAUCAAACUCCACUGCCACAGCCUCUAUUACAUGGUUGCCAGGCCAUUUUGCUCGUAUUCAAAAUGCAGCAUUUUCACUUAUUUUCUUGUAUUUCACGCAUAUAAACAUCUGAAAUCCAAGAAAUCUCAUGAAAUGCUAGAAUUAUGUGUAC